AUGACAACCCUAUACGAGCCACCAUGUCUUCAGACACUGGCCCCAGAGAUCUACAAAAUUAUCAUGGAAGAGCUCGAGACCAAAGAGUUGUUCAGUCUGAUGCUCACUAGCAGGGCCAUCAAUCACCUCACGAUCCCCUCUUUUUACAAGAAGAUAUACACCAGAGAAAAGACUGCUUGCGACACAAGAGGGCUAGUCCGUCUACUGACCAAAAAGCCUUGGAUAAAAGACCUGGUUCAUUAUUUGGUCAUUGACGAAAUGGACGGGGGUGCUUAUAGAGAGCUGCUCGGGUUUGAUCUCCCGAAUCUUGAGGCUGUUCUACUCCAGCACGAGGGCAAAGUCAAGUUGAAGAUAGAUGAAGAGGAUAAGGAGAGACUAAACCAGUCAAUCAUUCCAAAGCCACGGUUGACUAACCGUAUGCACCUUUCACUGUAUUAUUCAACUGCUCAGCUUGUUAACCUUGAUAUUUCAGUAGUCGUCUUGAACAUAAUGAGAAAUCCUUGGAAUUAUCCACCAGAGCACCGAAGAUAUCCCAAAUUCACCAUCAACGACGCCAUUCUGUUCAAACACUCCUCCCUCACUCGCCUCAGAAUAUCAUACGUUAACCUCACAGCCUUGGAAAACGCAAGCGACGACAUGUUUCCUUUUGAGAAUCUCACCCAUCUAUUAAUCGAAAUCAGCUGCAUCAACCUUGGAGUUUUCAAAAAGAUGCUAUCCCCAGUAAAGAAGCUCGCCGUUUUCCGUUUCCACCAAGAGCUUCAUCUCCCCUUCUCCUUUGAAGAAUUCCGCCAGCUGUUUUGGAGGUUUAGACGCACGCUCAGAGUGCUUAAACUCGAGUGGCGUCGUAUCCAAGAUGGCGAGACCAUAGGCUUAAACCUUUCUGAUUUCCCUGCCCUCAGAAUUCUUCUCGGCGACCCCGAAGUGCUCUUCGGGCAAUGGAAGACCUGUCCCGACCUGGUAGAUCAGCUCAAGCGGAGACUACCUCCCAACAUCAGGAUUCUCACACUGAUACAGUUUUGCUGGCGUAACGUGGACGAUGGGAGUCAACAGGCUGCUUGGGAUCAGUAUGGGUAUGUUGGACUCCUACGGACCAUUGUCCAUAACAAGAAAGAAAUCCUUCCGUAUUUGAGAUAUUUGCUCUAUCAGGAUUCGGACAAGCUCAUGAUUCCUGAUAAUUUGGCGGAGCUGGCGGAGGAGCAGAAGAUUGACUUGUGGUCUGCCGAGUCGUGUUAUGAUCCGGAUCCUCUUGAGUAUUUGAAUUCGCCAUGGAACAAUGAUGAAGAAGCCCAGGAGGAGUCAUAA
Fusarium sp. VM40 is the source of this 1302-nucleotide messenger RNA. NCBI's taxonomy places the organism in Eukaryota, Fungi, Ascomycota, Sordariomycetes, Hypocreales, Nectriaceae. The record is from the annotation of a GenBank genome assembly.